AUGGAGCCGCCCGCGCCGCCUCAGGAGCAGCCGCCGCGCCCGCGCUCGCACACGGUCACCACCACCAGCAGCUCCUUCACCGCCAACCUGUCGGCCAGCUCCAGCACCCUCGCCUACGACAGGGAGUUCCUGCGCACCGUGCCUGGGCUCCUCAUGGUGACCGAGAUUGUAUUGGGGCUGCUGGUGUGGACUCUCAUUGCUGGAACAGAAUACUUUCUAUAUCCAGCCUUUGGCUGGGUGAUGUUUGUAGCUGUGUUUUACUGGGUUCUCACCGUCUUCUUUCUGAUCAUCUACAUGACAAUGACCUACGCCAGGAUCCCACAGGUGCCAUGGACCAUGGUGGGUCUGUGUUUCAAUGGAAGUGCCUUUGUUUUGUAUCUCAUUGCUGCCAUUGUAGAUGCAUCUUCAGUUACCAAAGAUCUGGACAAUCACAAUUACAACAGCUGGGCAGCUUCUUCAUUCUUUGCCUUUGUGGUUACCUCCUGCUAUGCUGGAAAUACGUAUUUUAGCUUUAUAUCCUGGCGAUCACGAACUUUGCAGUAAAUACUUUGUUAAAGUCAAUUCUGUAGUGUAAAGUACCUUGAGAAUUAUCCACUUUUGAUAAAAGCCUGGAAGAGGGGUGAGGUAUUUUUGAACAUUUCCCUUAGAAUUUACACAAUAUAAACCAAGACCAAAUGAUUAUUUAUAAUAACGCUGUCUUUAGAGAUAUUUUUAACCUGACUUUGUACUAUAUAAUAAAAUUUCAUACUGCUUCUUUUAAAAUUAACAUGGUAUUUUUCUAGACAUUGUAUAGUUGUUACUACUAGACCUUUAAUACAUCUUAUUCAAUGUGCCACUUUGUAAAUGUAACUUUUUAAAUGUCACAGGUAUGCUUUUGAUACUGAAUGCUACCAAAACUAAGAUUGAUAUUGUAUCAUUAUUAUAUGAUAAAAGUGACAUUGUGCAGGAAAAAACACCUGAAAGU
Molecule: messenger RNA, 964 nt
Organism: Ficedula albicollis (Collared flycatcher)
Lineage: Eukaryota; Metazoa; Chordata; Aves; Passeriformes; Muscicapidae
Gene: CMTM8
Product: CKLF like MARVEL transmembrane domain containing 8
Exons: 4
Coding region: 1-543 (180 amino acids)
Biological process (GO): myelination
Cellular component (GO): membrane
Molecular function (GO): structural constituent of myelin sheath
Source: RefSeq, a predicted model, not a curated record